AUGUAUCCGAGACUUAACGCCGUUACUGGAUGCCUUGUCCAUGUUAAGCCUGAGAAUCACAGUAAAGAAAGAAUAGACCACCGGUGCCGCCGAUUUCGGCAGCUUCCGUCGACGAGGGAGACUCUAUCAUUGACCACCGCAUUCACAGUCGCCGCCGCCGUCUAUCGGUCACCAUUGAAAAUAUGUGGGCAUGAUGGGGAUAAAGUUGAUGAUUGGAAGAAAAACAUCUUUCCUGUUUAA
Messenger RNA from Lactuca virosa, 240 nucleotides. The record is from the annotation of a GenBank genome assembly. NCBI's taxonomy places the organism in Eukaryota, Viridiplantae, Streptophyta, Magnoliopsida, Asterales, Asteraceae.